Aaosphaeria arxii CBS 175.79 is the source of this 3761-nucleotide messenger RNA. RefSeq lists its product as uncharacterized. Gene Ontology annotation, cellular component: SWI/SNF complex; nucleus. Bases 276 to 3461 code for a protein of 1061 amino acids. Gene Ontology annotation, biological process: regulation of transcription by RNA polymerase II. The transcript is spliced from 2 exons. NCBI's taxonomy places the organism in Eukaryota, Fungi, Ascomycota, Dothideomycetes, Pleosporales. The record is from RefSeq and is a predicted model, not a curated record. Gene Ontology annotation, molecular function: transcription cis-regulatory region binding.
CAGCAAAGCAAUCGAUCAAACCCCCAUAGCCGACCGCAAAUCGCGUCCACAGAGGUGCGGUACGUGACUUCUGUCAACCAUUCCAUCCCAGACCGUCCCUCGCGGUUCUCCAUAUGUCAAGACGCUUCUUGCGCUACACUCUUCUCGCGUGGUGAAUCAAACACGCUCGAGUACCUCCCAUCGUCUAUUCCGAUCCUCGUCAUCGCCCUCACGUCAAAUCCAUCUCCCCCUAACCUCACCCCCGACGGCCACCCCCGUCGGCCUAUCCGCGCAUCAUGGAUUUUCAAUCCCCACAGAACGGCAUGUUCGAUCCGAACAGCUUCAUAGAUCCAAACGCGAUCGCAAACAAUCAAGUCAACGGCUCGCGCGCGUAUCCCAUGUCAUCGGUGCCCCAGAAGCGAGACUCGAAUGGAGCCCCAACGCUUUCGCGCUCACAGACACCGUCGCAACAGCCUCAGUUUGGCUUCCCACAGCAGGGUUUCGCCCAUACUCCAUCUCCGACAAUGCAGAAUCAACAUUUCCGACCCGGCCAGGUGCAGCCCCAGCGAAUGCAAACCGCCUCUCCCGCCCAGAAUCCACACGCGCCGCAAAUGUCCCCAAUGGGCUUCCCACAGGGCUCUCCAAUGGGCCAAGGUUUCGACCCCAACCUCGCCGGGCCAUACCAGGGAGUCCAAUUGUCGGCGAAUCUACAAGGUCGCCAGCAGGAGGCGCAAAGGCGGUAUGCCAUGCAGUUACAGGCCGCUAAUCAGCAACAGCAGUUAGGCAAUCUGGCCGCUAGUAACAUGGCAGCACAGCAGCGUCACCAUACUGGGCCGAUGCCCGGCCCCAUGGGCCAGCCGCAGAACAUGCCGAGGAACAUGGUACCGGGACAGCAAAUGCCGGGCAUGCCACAGAUGCAUCCUCAGACGUUUCUCAAGAACGUAGCUGCGUUGAACGCCCAGAAUGGUCGCGGCUUCAAUCCAAACCCGAUGAUUGCAGGACGCCCCAUCAAUCUCUAUCAGUUGUACUCGUUCGUGAUCAAGAUGAAGGGCUGGGCCGGCGUAACGCAACAGAAUGGCUGGCCUAAACUUUGUCCGCCACUGGGCAUUGACCCUCGACAGUUUCCUGAUGCUCCUGCGGAGUUAUCUAAGAUCUACCAGGAGAAUUUGGGGCUCUACGAAUCUGCAUUCUUCGCGAAACAAAGGUCACAGAUGCAAGGCAUGGCGCAAGGUCAGGCACAGGGCCAGGCGCAACAAAUGGGAGGCAAUGCGAUGAUGGGCCAGAUGUCUCCAACAAGACCCGGAGGAUCUGGUCAGAUGAACAACAACGCACAGCAGGAGUACUUGCAACAAUUGCAACAAAGCAAAGUAAGGGCUCAGCAGCAGCAACAGCAGUUGCAGCGUCAGAAUGAAGGACCCAUGCAGCAACAACAACAGCAACAGCAGCAGCAACAGCAGCAGCAACAACUCCAACACCAGCAACAGAUGCAACAGCAACAACUUCAGCAGCAGCAACAGUUCAAUCAGGGCAUGCAACAGCCGCUACAACAACCUCCGCAACCUCAACAGACACCCCAACCCCAACAACCUCAACAACCACCAACUCCCCAACAGCAGCAGCCCCAACCUCAACAGCCUCACCUCCAGAACUUUGAUCACGCAACACCAAUGCAGGGCAAUGCAACGUUGGCGACCAUGAACGGCCGAAGUACCCCGCAAGCAGACGGGAAACUACACGGAAACGCGUUCGAUCAACACAGGAAGAGCAUGAGCCAACAAUUGGAAGGCACGCCCACACCUCUUGAUGCACAGAGGCUCUCUAUCCCUCCGGGUUCCAUCGGAAAGCCCGUCGGCGCUGUAGAUGUGGAUGCGAGCAAGGAUUUAACCGACAUCAUUGAUGGCAAGACUUAUAAACCCACAACCAGAACGAUAAAUAGAUGGACAGGGUUGGACUUCGAUUCGGAGGGUCUGAACAGAAAUGUGGAUACGAUUCUUUUUAACCGACCGAACGUACCAAACGUCAUGGAGAUGGGCGUCGUGGACAUCCGCGCAUUAACCAUGAGCAUUCGAUCCGGUUUACACGCCGAGACCCGAGUCGCGCUCGAUACGCUUUCGAGACUCACUUAUGAGCACCAACUCACGUUGGAGCUUGAGAAGUGUGAAGAUUUGGCCGAAGUGCUAGCCGAGUUUGCUGAGGAUCAAUUGGAGAUAUUGGCCAACGACAACCCCGAAGUUUCUGACAUUCUGGAUCUGACGGCCUACGAGGAUGUCAUACAUAAUUGCCAAGCAGAGAUAUCGGCUCUCCAAGAUUUGCCAGAGUUUGGUACAAAAGCAUACGACUUGGGACGGACAGCAGACCGAUUACUGGCGAUCACAACCAUCUUUAGGAAUCUGUCGUUCCUGGAGGUAAAUCACAGCCAGCUUGCAAGCCCAAGCGUAUUGAAGUUCUUCUCACACGCCAUUCGCCUAGUUGGAACGCGCAUCCUCUUCCUCAGGACGCACAUGAACACGUUUGAUUUCAUGAAGGAUCUUGUGACGUUCUUCUCUAAUACAAGCACCAAGAUCGUCCUGCCAUCCAGGGACGAUGCUUAUGCGAUCCUCCAUUUCCUCUGCGCAUUCGCUCCUGUACCGCGCCCCUCGUCACCCGUAAGCUUCACACUUUACAACCCUCAGGUGCAUCGAUACCUUCCUUCGGCUGUGGAUAGUCUCGCCAAAUUGCUCGCCCGUGAUGAUCCCAACCGGACGUAUUAUAAACAGAUCUUCACCAGCGACGCUUCCUCAUCACCGCCCCACGAUCUGUUGACUCGCGCCUUUGCUCUUGCGAUUUCGGUUGUUCCUGAUCGAACGUCGGGCAGGUUGCAUCAGGCGUCGGAAACGCGGAUCAAGGAAGUUCGACAGACUGAGGCACGUAUCGCGGAAGCCAGGAAGCCAUAUCUCAUGCAGGGCAUGCUUGCGGCAGACAUUCUUGCUAGCCUCGCUCCAGGUUCAGAGAGCCCAAUCUGUCGGUCAUGGUUGGAGUCGGAUGAUGGGUGGGCCGCUAGCUUGCUGAAGUUCGCCAUGUCGCUUUGCGCGACCGAUGCAACGAUGUUGCCUCCCCAGCCCGAACAUCGUGGAGGUCGUAAUCAGCGCCCCAUGGACCCCGACAUCCAAGGUUUCCAACUCAUUGUUCAUCGUGCAUUGUCCAUGUUGAAGAGGUUGGGUGAAAAAGCGAAGGGUAAUGAUGUCCUCGUGAAGGGUUCGCACCAACGGGCGAAUGGCCACACGUCACUUUCAAAAGACGCUGACGCUGACGCUGAUUCGGACGUGGAGGACGACGACGACCUCGACUUCGACACAGUGUCGUUCGGAGGCAGCACAUGGAAGGUCAAGGCUGACGUCUUGCCCAAGAAAGAGACGCUCCUCAGCGCCCUCCUCACACCCAGCCUGGACGUCCGGUCGCUGCGGCAGUUCUGCGGUAUAGGGUAUCUUGAUGAUGGCGCAUGAAGGACCCCAGCACCCUGUGAUUCAGUCUAGUUUUUUUGGACAGUAAUAUCUAAGAGCUAAAAACAACACACAAUCAAUCUGCAUCUUUUCCUUUUCACACAGUGUCUUCUGGGGGGCGACAGUAUAUUGUUUUCUCUGCAUGUCUCAGCAAAAUAGGGCAGGCGACGACAAUUCAUCGCCGCGGCAUAAGGUCUGGAGUUUUGCCUUUUUUUUUCGUUUUCCUGUCCGGGGGGGACUGUAUCCUCCCCCCCUUUCUUGAAUUCUUUUACGUGUAUGUAUGUAGGUACGUGACCAUCGUGC